Messenger RNA from Sinocyclocheilus anshuiensis, 1685 nucleotides. Its product is annotated as protein LCHN. The record is from RefSeq and is a predicted model, not a curated record. The transcript has 9 exons. Gene Ontology annotation, cellular component: cytoplasm. The coding region runs from base 204 to 1685 and encodes 493 amino acids. NCBI's taxonomy places the organism in Eukaryota, Metazoa, Chordata, Actinopteri, Cypriniformes, Cyprinidae.
UCUGUGACGUCAUCAAAACACAGUACGCCUGGGUAGCGUCUGUUAGUUACCCUGUCUGGAAUCUGGAUUACUACAUUUAGGGAUCGUUUGAAUCGCAAGCGCAAUGUUCCGUUUCAUGCGUAGCGUUUGUCGCUUUGACUGACCGCUCGGUAUCGAGUACGACGACUUUGUUUAUUUCCUCGAUAGGCAAUAUCGAAAUAAGUAUGGUUGAGCAGUCGGAUCGCGCUCCGCUGCUGGACUGGGAGGAGGUUCCCCCGGCCGAACUUGCCCCAACGGUUCCAUCACCGGAGACUGAGGAUUCAAUACAGUCCGGUCUGUCUAGUUACCCGACCGAGGGCGGUGUACGGGCAGAUAUCUCCCUAAACACAAGCCCGGCGAGACCGAAAAGUGUAACAGCUGUUUCAGGUGAAAGUGCACAUUCUCCCCAUAAACACAGCGGCCCGGGAGAAGAUGCUUCCGCCACUGAUGAAGAGGGAGACUGCGCCUUUCACGGACUGUCAGUCAGGGAUCGGAGGAUCACUGGAUGGGAAGAAAAAGACCAAAUUGUUGCAGUGUUUGUUGUGACUUUCGACACAAGAUCUGGGAACAUGAUAGAAUGGUGCCUACCUCAAGAUGUGAAUCUGGAGGGAGUAGAGUUCAAGUCUAUGGCAAGCGGCUCUCAUCGGAUCUCAAGUGACUUCAUAUAUUUUCGUAAAGGCUGUUACUUCGGACUAGCGUGCUUUGCCAACAUGCCUGUGGAGAGUGAGCUGGAACGAGGAGCUCGGAUGAAAUCUGUAGGGAUUUUGUCUCCUUCUUACACACUGCUAUACCGUUACAUGCACUUCCUGGAAAACCAAGUCCAGCACCAGUUGCAGUGUCCAGGACAGUACUCUCCACUGGAAGCUUUCUACGAGGAUAAAAAGGCAGUGUUGCCCUCGGGAGGGAACGGUUUGGUCACAGCCUGCCCGACCAGUGCUCUUGGGCCCAUAGUCAACCGCUGCAUGCAUCCAGAGAUGAAGAUCACACACCCGGCUGGCUGCAUGUCCCAGUUCAUCCGCUUCUUUGGAGAGCAGAUCAUGGUGCUGUGGAAGUUUGCUUUGCUCAGGAAACGCAUCCUCAUUUUCUCUCCUCCCCCUGUCGGUGUGGUCUGCUAUCGGGUAUACUGUUGCUGCUGCCUUGCUAAUGUGUCCAUUCCUGGGAUGGGCGUGUCUGUUCCGGAGUUCCGCCCCUUCUUCUACAUCAAUGUUGCUGACAUUGCCACUCUUGAGACUGAACUGUCUUACGUGGCCUGUACAACAGAGAAGAUAUUUGAGGAAAAGAAGGAGCUGUAUGAUGUAUACAUUGACAAUCAGAAUGUAAAGACACACAGAGAGAGCCUCCAGCCUCUGCUUAGACUCAACAGUGCCGAUCGAGAGAAGUAUCGCAAGCUCUGUGAGCAAAGGCAGUUGCUGCUAUACUCUCAGGAGGUGGAUGGAGACUGCACAUCUAAUGAGGAAGACCUCUUCAUUUUGUUCUUCAUGGAGCAAAACAACAGAAUCUUCCAGACCCUGUCUGAGUUGGCGGGGAGUGCCGAUCCUACCCUGACUGCUGAACAUGUGAGAGCCAUGGGGCUGGAUCCUCAGGGUGACCGUGGUUUUCUCGUCGACCUGCUGGAAAUCUAUGGCAUUGACGUCAUGCUAUUUAUCGACAACCCCUGCUGCCCGUAA